CUUGAAGAUAGAAACAACUUAUAAUUAUCAGGUUCACCUCAGUGGACAGAACGGUUCCAUUGCUGAAUUCUAACCGGCGGGAGAACACGGCUGUAGCGCCUGAACCAACGCUCGACAACACACAGUGUAUCGGUUAUUCGAUUGAUGCAAAAAGGUUGACGCUUUCCCAUGAAUGUUGGACCCGGGGAAUGGUCCAGCCUAAGAAAAGGCCAAUGGAUUCCGCUGCUGUUCCAAAAGUCAUGAUCGAGGUCAGCCCCGGUUCCAGCCCCAACUCGGAUCCUGAAGCUUUGAUCUGUCCCAGCCGAAAGCCGUCGGAAUUGUCCUCUCGCUCCAAAGUGGUGCGCGCCAGGGGCAGGCCAGCGGCAGCGAAUGCAGCCCGGGAGCGGAGCCGGGUCCAAACCCUCCGGCAUGCUUUCUUAGAGUUACAAAAAACUCUGCCCUCAGUCCCUCCGGACACCAAGCUGUCCAAACUGGACGUCUUAAUUCUCGCCACCACCUACAUUGCACAUUUGACCCGGACCUUGGAAGAAAGUCUGGAGGACGGAGAAAGUCGGAGAUCUGCUGAGUUAAUGCACCCCCUCAAAGGGGACGGAUACCUGCACCCUGUCAAAAAGUGGCCGAUGCGAUCCCGGUUGUAUGUUGGUGCAACAGGCCAGUUUCUGAAUUCCGGUCAAUCAGAGAAUCAAACUCAAGCAGCGGUGACCAGGCCCGAUCCUGUCUAAGAUGAGAUACUUCUCAAAGUUCAU
Molecule: messenger RNA, 746 nt
Organism: Stegostoma tigrinum
Lineage: Eukaryota; Metazoa; Chordata; Chondrichthyes; Orectolobiformes; Stegostomatidae
Product: transcription factor 24-like
Exons: 4
Coding region: 189-722 (177 amino acids)
Biological process (GO): developmental process; regulation of transcription by RNA polymerase II
Molecular function (GO): RNA polymerase II transcription regulatory region sequence-specific DNA binding; DNA-binding transcription factor activity, RNA polymerase II-specific; protein dimerization activity
Source: RefSeq, a predicted model, not a curated record